Molecule: messenger RNA, 8670 nt
Organism: Pygocentrus nattereri (red-bellied piranha)
Lineage: Eukaryota; Metazoa; Chordata; Actinopteri; Characiformes; Serrasalmidae
Gene: phlpp1
Product: PH domain and leucine rich repeat protein phosphatase 1
Exons: 17
Coding region: 311-5332 (1673 amino acids)
Molecular function (GO): protein binding
Source: RefSeq, a predicted model, not a curated record
GCCCCGCCCUCCGGUGGGUCCGCCGCGCUGCCGCUGCCCCGUUCAGUCUCCAUGAUUUGACAACGGCAGAAGUGGCGAAUCCAUUUACCGAGGCGCGGCGCGGCGCGGCGCGGCGGAGAGGGAGGGAGGAAAAGGCUCGACUGCGAGUGGAUGUGCAGCGAUCUGAGUAGCGCCGCUCAGACGGCGGAGCCCGGACAGCAGCUCGCCUCUUCCCGCUGAAGCAGAGCCGGAGGAUUUACUUCUGUUUGUCGCAGUUCUUGUUGUUGUUGUUGUUGUUGUUGUCGCUGCUGCUGCUGCUGUUCUCCUGAAGAUGGAAAGUGCGCGGGCAGCGGUCAGGCCGGCUGAGGGCGGCUCUUCCACGGCAGGCGUGUGGAAAUCCAGCACGACCGAAAGCAGCAAGCCGAAGAAGCCCGGCGGCCCCUCGCCGAGUCCGGGAGUGGACGACGGCGGGGGCGGCGGCGGUGGCGGUGAGUCGAAGCCCGAGGUUGCCCGUAUAGACGCUCUGAAAGGCGGCCAGCGGUCCCCUCCGGGCGCCGAGCUGAGCAAACCCGCCUUGAGAGCUGCCAAAAACGGCCGCGGGGGUCCAGGCACCAGCACCAGCACCAGUUCCAGCUCGCUGCUUCUGAAAAGGCGGCGUCUGAAGAGGAACCUGUCAGCUGCCUCGGCCUCGACCAAGCUGAGCUCGGCCGCGGUGCCCUCCUCAUCGUCCUCCUCUUCGUCCUCAUCCUCCUCCUCCUCCUCUUCCUUGCACACACGCAGCCUGGACAGGAAGGCCCUGCUGAGACACCGUCAAGCCGCCGCCGUCCAGCUGCAGCCGUCUGACCGCCAGUGGGUCCGGGCUGACCUGCACCGGGGCGCUGUGCAUGUGCACGACCGGUCCUGGGACAAGUCCAGCCCCAGGCCCGUCCUGUGCACGCUGGAGACCACGGCAGGCGAGAUCGCCCAGCGUCUGAGCCAGACAGGCAGCAAGCUGGCGUCGGUGGUCCGGGUUACCGGGGGAGGUCGAGGUGGUGACCAUCAGAGCCGCUUUGAGCACUUGAGGCCGGAGAGCGACCGGCUCCACCUCUUCCUGUUUGAGAAAGACGAGAGCGACGGACGGCCCGAAGACUUCGGCCUCUACUCGCCCGAAGUGUCCAUCACGGCCAGCCCCUUGUCGCCCAAUGGCAACAGCGAGGGGUCGGUGCGGAGCUUGGGGUCCGCGCAGUCCCGGCUGGCCGAGCACCGAGACUCCUUGAGCGACGACAUGAUCCUGGGCACGGACGCGUCCGCCCUGAGCCCGCCCUUCGAGGGCCCGGACGCCUACGGAAGCUCCUCGGACGAGCUGGAGCUGGACGGGCCUGCGUCUGGAGACCCCAGCGACUCCGUGGCCCAGGACUCGACCAUUUUAACGGACAGAACGGACAUGAACGGGAGCGGGCUGGAGCCGCUGAGACUGGCCCCUGUCCUGCCGGGAUCUGGUCCCGGCUCUCCGGGCCCUUCUGAGCGCCUCUGUUUGCGGCCCGAGGCCUCGGAGGCGGAGGAUCGAGACACUUCGCCAGCGCUUUACGUGCAGCUCCACGGAGAGGCGGCCCGGCGGCUUGCCCGGGACGAGAGGCCCCUGCAGAUCCAGAACGAGUUCCUCUUCAAACUGGGAUUUAAGGAUCCGUGGAGAGUUCAGGAGGAAGGGAUGAACACCGAGCUCGGCUCUCUGCUGCGCUUCUACGCAGGAAAGCCUCACAACAUUGAGAGUUCGGAGCGCGUGCAGCUGUCGGGCACGUAUAACGUGCGCAAAGGCAAACUGCAGCUGCCCGUCAACCGCUGGAGCCGCCGGCAGGUCAUCCUGUGUGGCACCUGCCUGAUGGUGUCAUCUGUUAAAGCCAGUCAUGUGGGCAAGAUGCACAUCCUGCCCCUCAUCGGGGGAAAGGUAGAGGAGGUGAAGAAGCACAGCCACUGUUUGGCCUUCAGCUCGGCCGGGCCUCAGAGUCAGACGUACUACAUCAGCUUCGACAGCUUCACUGAGCACCUUCGCUGGCACCGCCAUGCAGCCAAGAUGGUCUCUCAGAGGAUCAGCUCUGUGGAUCUGUCCUACUGUAGUUUGGAGAAACUGCCCCCCAAUCUGCUCUACAGCCAGGACCUCACGCACCUCAACCUCAAGCACAACUUCCUCCCUGCUGACCACUCACUGCAGCAGCUCCACAGGUUCACUCGGUUACGGAGUCUGAACCUCUCCAAUAAUCAGCUGGGUGUUUUCCCUCUGGCUCUGAGCUCCAUGUCCACCCUGACUGAGCUCAACCUCAGCUGUAACUGCCUCAGCAGCCUGCACCCCAGCGUCGGACUCAUGAACAAUCUGCAGACGUUUCUCCUGGACGGUAAUCGGCUGUCGUCUUUGCCGGCUGAGCUAGGCUCUCUGCAGCGGCUGGCCUACCUCGGCCUCUCCUUUAACGAGUUCAGCGAGGUGCCGCAGGUCCUGGAGCGUCUGUCCGCCGUGGAGAGGCUGUGUAUGGCAGGAAACAGACUGCAGAGCCUCACCCUGCAGGCCUUCCGCCUGCUGCCCGUUAAAUACAUCGACCUCCGGCUGAACCAGAUAUCCAGCAUAGUUCCGGAUGAGCCCGACUUCCUGCGGCAUGUGACCCAGCUGGACGUGCGGGACAACCGGCUGAGUGAGCUGGACGCCUCGCUCUUCCCCCGGCUGGAGGUGCUGCACUGUCAGAGGAACCGAAUCGGCCACCUGCGGCUCCGAGGCUGCACGCUGAAGGCCCUUCACGCCUCUAACAAUGAGCUCCAUGAACUGGAAGUGAGUCCAGCCGCCUCCAACCUCACCUAUAUGGACGUCUCAAGGAAUCGUCUGGACGAGCUGCCGGACUGGCUGAGUGACAGUAAGAAGCUGGAGGUGCUGGACGUCAGUCACAACUGCAUUAGUGAACUGCCCCAGUGGUUGUUCUGCAGUAGCAGUCUGAGGAAGGUCCUGGCAGGCCAUAACCGACUACAGCGUUUGCCUGACCGAGUGGACAGGCCUGUGGUCGAGGUUCUGGAUGUCCAGCACAACCAGCUGGUGGAGCUGCCCUGCAACCUCUUCCUCAAAUCAGACAGUUUAAGGUGCCUAAAUGCCUCAGCCAAUAAGCUGGAGAGCCUGCCGCCCUCCAGCCUAUCAGAGGAGAGCAGCAGUAUUCUACAGGAGCUCUACUUGACCAAUAACCACCUCACUGACAAGUGUGUGCCUCUGCUGACUGGACACUCACACCUGAGGAUACUGCACAUUGCGUACAACCACCUGCAGACCUUCCCGGCCAGUAAAAUGGCAAAGCUGGAGGAGCUGGAGGAGGUGGACCUGAGUGGGAACAGACUAAAGGCGGUGCCCACCACCAUCCUGAACUGCAGGCGCAUGCACACGCUCAUCGCCCACUCCAACGCCAUCGAGGUGUUCCCAGAGGUCAUGCAGCUCAUGGACAUGAAGUGUGUGGACCUGAGCUGUAACGAGCUGAUGGAGAUCACGCUGCCUGAGAAUCUGCCUCCAAAGCUGCAAGAGCUCGACCUUACCGGAAACCCCCGACUCAACCUGGACCACAAAACCCUCGAGCAGCUCAACAACAUUCGCUGUUUCCGGAUCGACCCCCCACCGACUUCCUUCUCAGCCAGCGAGGCUGCAGCAGGUCCAGCUGUGUGGAGCCAUGGAUACACGGAGGCUUCAGGAGUGAAGAACAAACUGUGUGUUGCGGCACUGUCAGUGAGCAGUUUCUGUGGCAGUCGAGAAGCUCUGUACGGAGUGUUCGAUGGAGACAGGAACGUGGAGGUGCCUUAUCUGCUGCAGUGCACCAUGAACGACAUACUGGCCGAGGAGCUACACAGAACCAAGAGCGAGGAAGACUACAUGACCAACACCUUCCUCGUCAUGCAGAGGAAAUUGGGCACAGCUGGUCAAAAGCUAGGUGGCUCUGCGGUGCUCUGUCACAUACGGCACGACCCCACGGACCCAACAGGCUGCUUCACACUAACAGCUGCCAACGUGGGCAAGUGCCAGGCGGUGCUGUGUCGUGAUGGCAAAGCACUGCCACUGUCACUGCUGCACAACAUCGGCCUAGAGGAGGAGUACAGUCGUGUCCGGCAGCACAAGGCCAUCAUCACUGAGGAUAACAAAGUCAAUGGCGUGACAGACUCCACUCGCAUCAUGGGUUACUCCUUCCUGUAUCCUGCUGUACUCCCUCGACCGUAUGUCCACACGCUCACGCUAACUCCCCGGGAUGAGUUCUUCAUCCUGGGCAGCCGUGGUCUGUUUGAAGCUCUGGACCCAGACGAAGCAGUGGAGGCGGUACGUAAGGUUCCGGACGCUCUGGCUGCUGCCAAGAAGCUGUGCACUCUGGCACAGGCGUAUGGCUGCACAGACAGCCUGAGUGCUGUCGUAGUGCAACUGAGCGUGGCCGAGGAUUGCUGCUGCUGCUGCUGUUCCUCUGCUGCGCCCCAGCCACCUCCAAGCCCCGGACCAGGCCUUUACCCACCCUCCUCUUCUGCGGGUGUACCACCAUCCUCCUGCAGUGAGAUCAGCUCAGAGGUCAGCGCCUCAGAGAUGAGCUCAGAAGUGGGUUCUACCGCUUCCUCAGAUGAACCACAGAUCCUGCUCCAAGAGGCCCACCUGCACCUCCACCAACAGACCCACCAGGCUCUGCAGCCGAACCCGAAUACCCGCCUCCUCCCCUGCUGCUCUCUCCAUCCAGCCUCCUCUGUCACGCCGGGUGCCACCUCAUGCACAGUGGCAACCUCCAUCAUGGCAGUGGCAAGCUCUUUCCAGCGGCAGCUGUCCAGUGCCACAUUCUCCAGCGCACUUUCUGACAACGGCCUGGACAGCGAGGACGAGGAACCCAUUGCUGGAGUCUUUUCCAACGGCAGCCGAGUGGAAGUAGAGGCUGAUAUCCACUGUUUGCACCUCCUGCAACCUCCUCCUCCACCCCCACCUCCACCAUCUACCCCUGAGGCUCCUGAAGAGGCUGGUCCCAUUGACCUGGUAGCAGAGAUGUCAGCAUCAGCCACUGUUAACAUCAGUCAGCAAGCUGAGAAAUUGGGCAACCCUGGGACAACCACCGAAGUUCCAAGCAAAACUCUUGCAGGGAAGAGGAGAGGGAAUGGCUCGGUGGCGCCUCAGGAAAGGAGCCAUAACCUCAUAGAGGUGGCCGCUGACGAGCCUUCUAAAAAGUCUGGGGGAUACUUCACGGCACCUGCACAGCCCGACCCAGAUGACCAGUUCAUCAUCCCACCCGAGCUGGAAGAGGAGGUGAAGGAGAUCAUGAAACAGCAUCAGCAGGAGCAGCAAAGGCCCACCAAGAGUGACCAGCCUACCGACUAUUAUGACACACCUCUCUAAUAAAAUACAUGUACUUGCAUCGUAGAGCAGGGAUCAUCCCUUCUUGUCCUGGAGAAUGGAGUCCAUCACAGUUAUGGGAAUCCCUGAUUUAAAACAUCAGGUUUAGUAGGUGUGAGAAUGCAGAGAUAUCACCAAACUGUGCUGGACUCCAAUGGUCUUAAACAUAAAGGUGCCUAAAAGGGUUCUUUGUAGCAAUAGAAGCCAUGGAAACAAGUUUGCUUUCCUAAAGAAGCUGUCAGUGGAUGGAACCUAUUUUUGAUAGAAAUAUGCAAACCUGAUAAACCUUUGUGAAGCUUAAAGAACCUCCACAAAAUGUAACCAUUUAAACGUUUUUCCUAGGUCUGCAUGACCAGGUCAAGACCCAUUUUGGAACCUUUAUUUUUAAGGGUGCAUGAAUAAAAUUGCAACCUUGUCCUUGGGAAACCCCGGAUGGUCUACAUUUUUGCUGCAUCUCCGCAUACCUAUACCAGAAGUUCAGUCCUUGAAAGAAGACCAAUCUGUGGACCAGUUGUCACCAACUCUGCUCCUGGAGAUCUGCCUUUCUACAGACUUUUGCUCCAACAAUUAUCGAACCCAACUGAUCCCUCUAAUUCAGUGGUAUCCAGAAAGGGCUGAUGCUGCCACACCAGCCCUUUGUGGAUAAGAUUGGACACCCCUGAUCUAAUUAUUGCCCUCAGAAGUCUUUGUAAGCUGAAAGACGUGAUUUAGAUUUGGGAUUGAGGUGAAAUCUGCAUUAAGGUAGAUCUCCAUAAGUAGGGUUGGUAACCUGCUGUGGACCAUCUCGGGGUGCCCAAGGAGUGGAUUGGAAACCAUUCCGAUAGAACAGUGGUACUUCAGUCCCGAGGAUCCACUGCUUUGUACGGAGUCAAAGAGUUGAUGAUUACCUGAUGAGCAGGAUCAAGUGUGUUGGGACAGUGAAUACAUAAAACUGUGCAAGACAGUGGAUCUCCAGGACAAGAUCUGCUUUAGUGCAGUUACCCAAUAACAUUCUUGGUGCAUCUCUGCACUGUUUACUCUGUGACCAAUCUGAGUACACAAAAGGGUGAAAUUAUUAGCCAGUAAGCUAAUUCAAGUAUAAAGAAGGGGAAGAAUGUAAAUUGUGCAGUACAGGUGUCCGAGAGGACUGGGAUUUGCAUUUGUAUAAAGGCCUGCUCCUUGACUUUUGCCACAGUGUCUAUAACCAGUGGCCAUUAACUCUGCUCCUGAAGAGCUACCUUCCUCAAGAAAUUAGCUCCAACCCUUAUCUACCCACCUGAUUCAUCUGAUUACUGCCUUCAGAAGUUCUCGAGUAGCUGAAUGAGGUGUGUUAGAUUCGGUUUGGAGGUGAAGGGUAGAUCUCCAGGUGGACUGUGGGUGACCACUGUUGGUGAUCACUAGUCUAAGUACCUGUUUCAGGAUUGGAACAGCACCCCUUAGUUCACUAACAAGCUCUUUUCCUUAAAGGAUGUUUGGCAGGAAAUCUUAAUUUUAAGAUUUUUAAGUUUUUUACUCAACACAGAUGUAGUUGAUCAGCCAAGAUAGUUCCGUGACAAGAUUUUGCUUCUUUAGCUUAGCUCUGGAGCUACAAAGCUAAUGUUGCCAACAAGCUCUAGAGGUCUGUAGUCACCCAGAUCUUUUCUGUGAACACAUCCCCUGAACUUCUCUGAACCGUCUAAAAACUCAUCCAGGUCUUUGGUUUAGGACAUGGUAUGGCUUACUGUGAAUUAUAAUAAAAUACAAAACUUCACCUUGUAGCCAAAGGCAGCAGUCAGCCAGUUUAGGAAGCAGGUGUUUUGUUUCCCCACACAGAGUCUGACUCCCCUCCAAUUCUAAGCCCGUUGUGUGCACAUGGAGCAACUAGUUAACGUUCUGUUUAUAAAUAUAUAGCUUCAAUUAAAAAAUUCAGGAUUUAACAGUAAUUUUAACACUGAAGAAACAACAGAAAUUAUUUAUGUAAUCUAGAGAGAAGUUUUGGGGAUAUAUUUGCAGAAAAUAUUUGGGUCACUAUUGAUUUCUAGUGUGUGUUAGCAACAUUAUAAACUACAGAAGCAGAAUUUGGACACUAAAGAUCUCGACUGAUCGGCUACACUUGGUUUAAAAGUACAACUGUGUAAUUUUUGGCCAAACCAUUCCUGUAACAGACGGAAGGAGAUGUGCUUAGUGAUAUCAGGUGUAGUGGUGUAUGGUUUGGAUCCGGUAGACUUGGCAGCUCUUUAUGGAAUCAAACCAAGUACUCCUGAUGUGGAAUUUGAUUAAUAUAAUCAAACCUGCCCACAAACGCAUCUUUGGAGAGAUACUAACAGACAUUUUAACCCUAAACAGUCUGCAGUACAACAGUGGCGUCCAGCAUCUUCAAGCUCGUGUGAAAGACGCCAUCGGGCUACUGCACCAUACAUCCGCACAAUACAACCGCAGCAACGACCCCGGAUUCCUGCAAGCCGACAAAUAGGAACUUACAUCAGCCAAUCCCUUUAAGAGACUUCAGCCCUGCCCUGCACACUACUUUGUGCCACACCCCUUUAAGAGCUCAAGCAGUUCACUACUGAUUUACUGACUGUUUAGCAUUUAUUUACAUAAAGAAACAGUAUCUAGAGUUCAACACUAGUCUUGCAAUGUUAACGCAUUACCACACGACCAAAUUACGGAUUUUGUUUUUUUGUUUUUUUGUUUUUUGUUUUUUUUUAACUUACCAUAUCUUUUUCAUGUGUGGAAAUGCGGCAAGAGACUUCUGAAAGAAAUGAUUUGGAAAAGAAGAAAAGAAAUGCUCAGAAUCGUUUUGUUUGAAAUGGAUGGUGAUGUGUAGUACACACCGAUAAUACCACGCUUAUCUGUUGUAGAUAGGGCACUUAUGUAAGACUGUAUUUCUUCACUAAAUCAAGGCUUCAGGCCUGUAAAAAAUAGAAAUUUAGUAGUAAUUUGGAAAGACUAACUCCUAGGAGUUGCUUACUCUUUUAUGGUGACCUAGUCACUUUUUUACUAAUCUUCUCUGCGAGAAAUGGUGAUUUUUUUUUUUUUUCUUUUUUCCAAUGAUUGUAAAUAAGAAAUAUUGUAUACGGAUGCUUUUUAAAGGAACUGUGUGUCUAUGACAAGCUUACUCCUUCCUCAUACAGGCAAGUACGCAUAUGUAUUCAGAGCAUAAACACAAAAACGGAGGACGUAAAACAAACUGCACAUUAUGCUCAGUCUCGUCAUCACUGUCCGGUUAAACACACACAAACAAACAAACACCUCAUUCUCCCUUUGUCACCAGCAUGACUGUCGAGUCCAGAAAUGCAAACAAAUUUAUCUAAUAGGAAUUGUAAGCAAACCACACAAAAAGUUCCUGUUUUUUGUUAUAAUAAAUCUUAAAUUUAUCAUUC